UCAUUGAAAUGAUGCCUUCACAUGAUUCACUGUGUCUUCACCAUCUGACUUCAACAGGGCCUCCAUCAGCGGGAGGCGGCGGCGGCUGACGAGAAGCUUCCUGGACACUGGGACUUUCCAUCCGGACUCAGUUGCGUAACGGUCCUGCUCUCAUUAAACUGAAGAGGGACGUCGAUUAUCCUUACGAAAGGAGGAUAAACAUUUUCUUAUUGGGUUUUUACUAUUCAAUUAUGGAAGCUUAGACACCUACAAAAGGGAUGUCCGAGAUGGGGGGAGGGGUUUGAGAGCACAUAUCCCUUGGUCUGUCUGUGUGUGUCUGUGUGUGUGCGUGAGACAUUUAUUUAAUUUAUAAUGUUUGUACACAUAAUCACAUACCGUAUGUUUCAGUUUGACUUGUCUUUGCUGAAUAUACAAGAUAAUAAAGUGUAUACUGAUCCUGGGUGAUUUGACCACAGUGUAAUGCUAUGAUUUUUGAUUUGAGGGUGGGGAGGUUGAAGUUUCAGCAGCAGAUUGUUCAGGGGUAGUACCCUCUACUAUGUACAGGUAAAAUGGAUCCAGGUGUGAAGUAUAGGCUGUAUGCAGGGAAUAAGAUGUUUGAGGAAAAUAAAUGACAAAUGUUUCCUUGGGAACCACCUGCAGUUUGUAUUUAGUGCUGAUGGUGGUGGUUCCUGGUAGUUUUGUUUCUUCUGCACUCUUUUAAGUUUCACAUUUGCCCAAUUCUCGCUUUCGUUUUCAAAGUUUUUGUCUUUUGAUUUAAUCCCCUCCCCUUCUUCCCUCUGCUCUAUUUUACUACUGCCUGUCUCAGUGUGAGUGAGUGUGUCUGUGUGAGAGAGCAAGACCUUGGGUUUUCUCAAACCCCUCUCCCUUUGAAGGACAUCUCUUUUGCCCACAUAUUGCUCUACAUAAAAACAAAUAUGGAAACUCUUAUUCAACUCAAAAACAACCCGUUUUUGAUGGGGUUGUGUCGCAACGGCCCUCCUCCUGACCUGCAAUAUGAUAACUCCUCAGAGCUCUACCGCAUCUCUACCUUUGCUCGAUUCCCAGCUUCGGGAGUCACAGAGCGAAGUCUGGCGAGGGCAGGCUGGUUCUACACUGGCGUGGGUGACCGCGUACAGUGUUUCAGGUGUAACGUGACGGCAGAGGGAUGGCAAGCCGGGGACUGUCCAACAGAGAAACACAGACAGCUUUCUCCUUCUUGCUCGUUCAUCCAGAGCCUCCCAUCUACAGCCAACCUACUCUCCUCAUCUCACUCCGCCUUCUCCCCACUCCGCAUUGCCCCAGCCAUACCACUUUCUGGUCCAGGGCCAGCUGCUCCUAACCCGUCAGCAAGCCAAGGUGAAGAAGCGGUUGGCUACCUAAACAUGGGCUUCUCUGCUCCACCACCCUCUAGCCCACUUAGCUCUCGUGGUGUAGAAGAUAUGUCCCACCAGAGACCAACGUGCCACAACCCCAGCAUGCGCAGAGAGCAGGACCGCCUGGACUCCUUCCACCCCUGGACACUCUCCAUCAUAACUCCUGCUGAGCUCGCCAAGGCGGGCUUCUACUACCUGGGCCAGGGCGACAGAGUGGCAUGCUUUAGCUGUGGAGGACAGGUGUGUAGCUUCACAGGGACUGACAGAAGUGGGCAGCAGGCUACAUUGAGUAACUGGGAGCCAGGUGACCGAGCCGUAUCCGAACACCAGAGGCAUUAUCCAAACUGUCGUUUUGUGCGGGGGGACAGAGCUGACAACGUUUCGCUGGCUGGAGCUGGAUCUGGGGGAGUAACUUCUCAACUGUCUGCAGGAGCUCCAGCUCUCAGUAAUGUUUCCAACCCUGCCAUGCAGCAGAGCGAAGAGAGGCUGCUCACCUUUGUCAACUGGCCGUCCCGUAUCCCUGUCCGGCCUGACCAGCUGGCUAAAGCUGGUUUCUACUACGUAGGUCGUAAUGAUGAUGUCAAGUGUUUCUGCUGCGAUGGAGGCCUGCGGUGCUGGGAGUCCGGAGAUGAUCCUUGGGUAGAACACGCUAAAUGGUUUCCUCGGUGUGAGUAUUUGCUUCAGGAGAAAGGACAAGAGUUUGUUCACCAGAUCCAGGCUCGCUUCCCUCGGCUGUUUGAGCAGCUUUUAACAAAUGGAGACAGCAGCUCCAGAGAGUUUGUGGAUCCACCUGUGGUUCACCUCGGUCCGGGAGAGGAGCGGUCUGAGGACGCUGUCAUGAUGAACACCCCUGUGAUUAAGUCUGCGUUAGAGAUGGGCUUCGAGCGUAGUCUAGUCAAGCAAACAGUGCAGAGCAAGAUCCUGACCAGUGGAGAGAACUACAGAACAGUUCAGGAGCUGGUUUCAGACCUGCUGAGUGCAGAGGACCAGAAAAGGGAAGAAGAACGAGAGAUGCUGGCGGAGGCGAUGGCAUCAGAUGGUUUCACCUUUGUGAAGAGACACCAGGCAGCGCUGAUCCAGCGUCUGAAGAGCGUUGAGCCAGUGUUGGAGCAUUUAAGAGAGCAAAAUGUGUUGUCUCCCGAGGAGUACAGCGGUCUCAAGGCUCAGACAUCUGCCCAGCAGCAAACUGCCAGGCUGAUAGAGCUCGUUCUCACCAAGGGAAACGCCACGGCCGAGGUCUUUCGCAACUGGAUCCAGAAAAACGAUGUCCACCUGCUCAGAGAUCUCAUGGCCCAAUCAAAUGAAGCAGCAUCACCAAGCCAAGAUCUUUCAGACCUCCCCAUGGAGGAGCAGCUGCGGCGCCUGCAGGAAGAGCGUACCUGCAAGGUGUGUAUGGAUAAAGAAGUGAACAUUGUCUUCAUCCCAUGUGGACACCUGGUGGUGUGCAAAGAGUGUGCACCGUCACUGCGAAAGUGCCCAAUCUGCAGAGGCCUGGUUAAAGGCACAGUCCGAACCUUCCUCUCAUAACCUGCAGGCUGUGAGCCGCUCAGUUUCAUAACAAUGUGAUUGAAUGUAAGCAAUAUCUAUCUAAUCUAUAUUUAUUGGAGAGAGCAGGAAGGUUGCUGUGCUUUCCCCCCCGCUCCCUAAUAUGUGACUUACCUGUUCAUGUUAAUCCUAAGAGACAUUUAUGAUGUCACCAAGUUUCUACAUCAUUUAUCUAAAUAACCAGAUAACACUUACAGACCUACAUUUAUUUGAUAAGAGAUGUAAAAAUACAGUAAGUUGUGAUGUUCAGUACAAUAAUAUCAGAUUUUUUACACACGUCAGCUGGCUUUCAUCAUUAGGGCUGAGGGAAUGUUUGAUAUUAGUAUUGUGCUAUUAUUGGCCAUAUUCACAUCAUGUUAUCAGUAAAUAUCACAACAAUGUAUUAAAAAUCUUAUAAAUCAAUUGGUGUUCAAUGAAGUGAACUGUUCAUUACAUUAAACUUAACAUGUGAAACAAAACCUCAAUAAAUCGUUUCUAAAAUAA
Molecule: messenger RNA, 3380 nt
Organism: Dicentrarchus labrax (European seabass)
Lineage: Eukaryota; Metazoa; Chordata; Actinopteri; Moronidae
Gene: birc2
Product: baculoviral IAP repeat containing 2
Exons: 14
Coding region: 915-2879 (654 amino acids)
Biological process (GO): negative regulation of apoptotic process; positive regulation of protein ubiquitination; regulation of cell cycle
Cellular component (GO): nucleus; cytoplasm
Molecular function (GO): cysteine-type endopeptidase inhibitor activity involved in apoptotic process; ubiquitin protein ligase activity
Source: RefSeq, a predicted model, not a curated record